This is a messenger RNA of Carassius auratus (goldfish), 3311 nucleotides long. Its product is annotated as signal transducing adapter molecule 1-like. Gene Ontology annotation, molecular function: phosphatidylinositol binding; ubiquitin binding. Gene Ontology annotation, cellular component: ESCRT-0 complex. Bases 324 to 1868 code for a protein of 514 amino acids. Lineage: Eukaryota; Metazoa; Chordata; Actinopteri; Cypriniformes; Cyprinidae. Gene Ontology annotation, biological process: protein transport to vacuole involved in ubiquitin-dependent protein catabolic process via the multivesicular body sorting pathway. The record is from RefSeq and is a predicted model, not a curated record. The transcript is spliced from 14 exons.
AUUAUUUACACUAUCCUUUUAACAGAAUCCUGUGUCGAGUAACAAACAUCUCGUUUUCAUCGCGCUCAUCUGUUUUUAUUUGGAUGUGCCCAGCUGUUUUUGUGUAUAGUCAGACAGUUUAACUGGGUAAAAACAACAGCAAUAACUGUUACCCAGAAUGCACCGCUAUAAGGCUGCGAGUAAAAAGUGACUGAGGAGGGGGUCCAUCAGUAAAACUGAGUGUAGUAUAUAUUUUAUUAUGUUUAUUAAUUCACUUUUAACUAAGUGCUGACAGGGAGACGAAGAGGAUCGAGCUUAGAUUUCGUCGCGUGUAUAUCUCGGCCAUGCCUCUCUUCACGUCGAAUCCCUUUGAUCAAGAUGUUGAGAAAGCGACCAGUGAGAUGAACACAGCUGAGGACUGGGGCCUCAUUUUGGACAUUUGUGACAAGAUCGGACAGUCUCGCACUGGGCCUAAAGAAUGUCUGCGCUCUAUAAUGAGGAGAGUGAAUCACAAGGAUCCGCAUGUUGCCAUGCAAGCGUUGACGCUGCUAGGUGCGUGUGUGUCAAACUGUGGAAAAAUAUUCCAUUUAGAGGUCUGCUCCAGGGAAUUUGCUAGUGAAGUUAGCAAUGUACUAAAUAAGGGUCAUCCUAAAGUGUGUGAGAAGCUGAAGGCUCUGAUGGUGGAGUGGGCUGAGGAUUUCCGUAAUGACCCCCAGCUCAGCCUCAUUUCGGCCAUGAUCAAGAACCUCAGAGAACAGGGUGUCAUCUUCCCUGCCGUGGGCUCUCAGGCGGCAGAACAAGCUAAAGCCAGUCCUGCAUUAGUAGCUAAAGACCCUGCAACAUCAACAAACAAGAAAGAAGAAGAAGACCUCGCUAAAGCGAUCGAACUGUCUCUGAAGGAGCAGCGGCAGCAGCAGCCUCAGGUCUCUCUGUCUGGCCUCUACCCGAGCACCAGCAGCCUCCUCACAUCUCACAAGGCUGAAGGCAGAAAGGUCAGGGCCAUCUAUGACUUUGAGGCAGCCGAGGACAAUGAGCUCACCUUUAAAUCAGGCGAGAUCAUCACCAUCCUGGAUGACAGUGACCCUAACUGGUGGAAGGGUGAGACGUAUCAGGGUGUUGGGCUUUUUCCUUCCAACUUUGUGACAGCAGACCUGACAGCAGAGCCUGAGAUGAUGAAAACAGAGAAGAAGACAGUGCAGUUCAGUGAAGACGUCCAGGUAGAGACGAUUGAACCGGAGCCAGAGCCUGUCUUCAUUGAUGAGGAGAAAAUGGACCAGCUGCUUCAGAUGAUCCAGAGUGCAGACCCAACAGACGACCAGUCCGACACCUGUGAACUCCUGCAGCUGGAGGCUGCUUGCAACCAGAUGGGUCCUCUCAUUGAUCAGAAGUUGGAGGACAUUGACAGAAAACACUCAGAGCUGUCUGAUCUGAACGUGAAGGUCAUGGAAGCGCUGUCUCUCUAUGCUAAGCUAAUGAAUGAAGACCCAGUAUAUGCUAUGUAUGCCAAAAUACAGAGCCAGCAAUACUACAUGCACCAGACCCCAAACGCUUCCCAACAGGUGUACCCUGCCCAGUCCACUGGAGGGCAGUAUGUAAUACAACCGGGAUACAACGUUCCAAUGGAGCAGCUCUCUGCAAUGAACCAAACAGGAACUUCAAUGGCUGGACAGCCGGCUCCCAGUGAUGCCCACAUGUACAUGGGCCAGCCUCCAGUCUACAGCCCGACUCCUGGCAGCAUGCCUCCAGCUGAUGUCCAGUCCUACCAGAACCCAGCCUGCACUCCAUCGGCCAUGAGCCAGACCCCCGGCUACACCGUGCCCUCCACCCAGAGCCUCCCUGCUACUGCAGACAACCAACAGACCCCUUACUUUGAGAAAGCCCUCUUAUAGGACCCCUAGAGACUCAUACAGACACGCACACUUACGGUCAUGAACAAAGAACAUUGAGCUGACACAAAGUUAUCUCCUAAAUUGCCUUUUCCUCUGUUUCUUUAAGUCACUACAAACAAACAAACACUAUUUCUGACAGGACAGGAUGGGCCGAUUGUUGACUACUAACUGUUGGUGUUCUCACAGAGCGGUUCUGUUUGAUCUUAUACUUUUUUUGGUUUCUUUUAUGAGAACAUUUUUAUUGAAGGUGAUGAGGAACGCUAUGUUAUAUUGUUUAUUUAGCAGUGUCAUUAAAGUAAUAAUUAACAUGGAUGUUUCCUACAGGAAAACACACAAAGAAAGCAUGCUUGUGUUGUACAUACAUUUCCGUAUCAAUGUAGGUUCUGAUAUUCCAGUGUUUUUCACAACAGGUCCUGAGGGGGAGGUUACGACAUCAUUUUAAUUUCUCAUCACUUUCACAACACUUGUUGUGUGUGUUUGUGUGUGUGUGUGUGUGUGUGUGUGUGAGAGAGAGAGAGUGUUCAGGCCCUCAGAAGUCAUCUUAACUCUCCUUCUCCUCCAGAAACAUGUAGCAAAACAUUACCAUUUUCUUGAUAGCCACCCCCAUUUGUUUAAGCUCAAUUUUCAGUGUUAAGAACAUCAGAUGUCUUUUAGUGUAUUUUAUUUAUAUUUUGAUUGUUGUUUUGCUGUUUUAAUUGACAGUACUUUAAUAGAAGGAUGUAAUAUUCUGCCUGUGUGCAGAUGUGUAUAUAAGAGAGCUCAGUCUUUAAUGGGUAACGUUCAAAGCAGUUGCUUUUUCUGUAGAAAGGGCACAUGGGAAGUUUAAGUAAUGCUACUCCACAUCAUGCACUUUUAAUUGACCCUUUUCAUUACCCACGUUACAGAUGUGUCCAUUUAUUUAUGUUUCCUCCGCUCUGAAUGGCAUUGAGCACUGCACUCGAACCCUUCCCUUUUUUUCCAUAACUAUUUAAAAAUAAGCGACAAAUAACUUAGUGGAUUUUUUUCAAACUAACUGUAUACCCUGGGAAUGAAUGAUCAUGUGUAAAUGAUCUGUAGCGUGUAGAAUGAUUGAACUAACCUUUUAAUUUUUCGAAGUCCUAAGUCCAAUGGCUGAGACUGACACUAAAGAGAACAGACUUCAUUUUUUGAAUCUCCUACUCUAAACUAAGGCAGUACCCAACAUUUCUGUCUCUCCAGUAGCUCCAGUAUUAUCACAGUAUUUGUUGACAUUUCAUAGAGAACAUUUUGGGAAAUUGGGACCAUGGGCCAGUUCUAAUGUAACACCUUAGCAUUUGCACACGGAGAUAAUACUCCUUACAUCAACCUUAUCCACAGGGAAAAUGUUUUUGGUGUAUCAGUUCUAUGUACCCUGUUGUUUGUAUGUACUAUUUUAAUCAUCUUAAUUAUUAGUAUUCACAAUAAAACUAGGCCAAAUGUACAGCA